Molecule: messenger RNA, 2733 nt
Organism: Geodia barretti
Lineage: Eukaryota; Metazoa; Porifera; Demospongiae; Tetractinellida; Geodiidae
Source: the annotation of a GenBank genome assembly
CUCCAGAUAUUAUACUCUAUGACAGUAUGCUGCAGACUCUGCACAAGGCGGUGACAGGGCGCGCUCGAGCUUUUGUCAAAACAGUGGGUGGAGCUCUGCUGGAGGCGUGACAAGCCCUGCCCUAGCUCCCUCGAUCGUGCUCCGUAUGAGUGUAUGUGUAUUUAUACCACCAUGAAGGGAUUUGAUCAGAGAUUUUUGUAGUAAUGGCCGAAGCACCGACGACGGGUGGCGAGGUCCUCACUCCGAACGAUGCCGUCAAAGUACUGGAGGAGCUACUACCAGCACAAAACCAGUCCUUCGAACUGGGCCUGAAGCUGAAUCUAGAGCCACAUCAAGUUGAGGGUAUCCAUUCAACAUACUCCGAGCCAGCAAAGCGCCUCCUCCGAGUCGUCAUGAUGUUCCUGAACCAAGUAGAGCCCAGAUCAACCUGGGGAGUCGUUGUAGAUGCCCUCAAAAGUCCUGCAGUCAAUCUUCCUCAGCUAGCAAUGGCUGUGGAGGCAACUCACUUUCCCGACACUACACCAGCACUCAUAUCUCCGGAAGCUAGUGUCUCUUCCUCUCAGAGUCCAGCCACCUCCUCUCAACCAGGCCUCUCCUCACCUGUCCAUGGUUCUGGAGCCUCACCACUCACUGAAGUGGGGCCUCAACCAGACCUACCCACAACAACUGGGGAUGCAGUGACUGAACUCCAGCGUCGACCAGAGUCACCUCAGCCUAGUCCAAUGACCACUCAGUAUGUCCAGGCCAAGAUUAGAAGGUUUGAGAAGAGGUUCAAUGACCUGAAGAAGGCUGCCAGGGGGUGCCUCGAGAAACGCAAUAUUUCGGUUGAGGAAGUAGUUGAUGCUCUCACGUCAAUGUCUCCAGAUGAUAACGAUGAACAUAGACAGUUUCUGAAACAAAAUCUGAGCGAUCUCUACCAGUCAACAGAUAUCCCGGAGCUGAUCGGCAAAGCUGAGUGUACUUCACUGGGACUACUUGUCCUACCAGUUGCUGGACUACCUGAUCAAGGAGUUUGGUUUGGAGGUGAGGAGGGAGAUGGAGGCCUACAAGCUAGAUCUGCAGAGGUUCCGCCAGAAGACACCACUAGCUCUGUUCUGCCAGUGUCAGAAGAGGAGGAGAAGGAAGCCGUCUAAAGAUUUCAAGGAGGUUGUCGCCGAGUUUGACUGGCCGCACGAAGUGACACUGGAAGUUGUGGAGCAGUUUCGACAAGAGUUUGCCUAUCACUACAAGCUUCGAGACUGUGCCAUGCUGUUGGCUAAAGUCCUUCCCGGUUCCUUCAUCAUCACCUGGUUCAUACCAGAGUCCAUUGUCAAGAAACUGAGAGAAGACAUCCCUCACCUCAUCCUCAAGAAGUAUACUGUCGUCAGCCUUCAAAUUGCAGGAGUCAAGGUUUAUCCACCUCCUCAGAAGUCAGCAGCAGUCUCGCCACCUGGUCCUGGACCUUCAGCUGCUGGUGCCGCUGCUUCUGAUGAGAAAUCACUUCUUAAACCCAAAGCAAAAAAACCCCGUCUCUCACCAGAAGAGGAUUACCCCUUCGUUGAGAAGCCAUCAGAGGAUUUCUUCUGUCCGGUGACGUUGGGUCUACUGCUCCAGCCUCACCUCACGUCAUGCUGUGGUAAACAUCUCUCAGAGGAGUCUGCCACCAGAAUACAGGGAGAGGGAGGACCAUGUCCACUCUGCAAGGCUCCUGACUGGAGUACCGUUCUGAACAAGCUUUUCCGUCGACAAGUGAAGGAACUUCAUGUGUUCUGUCGUCACAAGGAGAAAGGCUGUUGGUGGAAAGGAGAGUUGUCUGACUUUACACAACAUGUCCAUUCUUGCCAGUUCAGAUAUCUACAAGUCUCUACCCAGGAAAGAACAGAGCUCCACGAUGCUGCUGAGAGAGGAGAUGUGGAGGCAGUUGAGAGACUCCUCUCCACUUCUGUCAAUAUCAACUCCAGGACUGAGGAUGAAGGAGACACUGCUCUACUGGUAGCCUCUCUCAGAGGUCAUGUUGAGGUUGUACGUCUGUUGCUCAAGGCUGGGGCUGCAGUCUUCAUUCCUGACAAGGAUGGUCUCAGUCCACUCUAUGUUGCCAGUCAGUAUGGACACACUGAGGUGGUGGAUGUUCUGGUGAAAGCAGGAGCUGAUGUCAAUCAGGCAACAACCAAGGAAUCAUGCAGUGUUCCUCUGGGGGCAGCUGCUGGUAAAGGACAUACUGAGACAGUUCAGAGACUGUUGGAGGCAGGAGCCAACGUCAACCACCAAAACAAGGAAGGUUUGACUCCAGUCAACUCUGCCUCCUUGAAGGGUCAUACAGCUGUAGUUCAACUGCUGAUAGAGAAUGGAGCUGACAUCAGUAUCUGUCAAAAGGAUGGUGCCAGUCCACUCUAUGUUGCCAGUGAGUAUGGACACUCUGAUGUAGUGGACAUUCUGCUAGAGGCUGGUGCUGAUGUCCACCAGGCCACCACCGAGGUAUGAUCACUGGAGGCUAAUCAGUACAUCCAUUAUAGCGUUUUAGAUAUUGUAGCAUGGCUUAUGCGCGUUCAACAGCUUCCUCAGGUAUAGCAAUACCAAUAUCAGGUCGAGCACACAUAUGAAUUUAGCAAGGUGCUUUUAUAGUGUGUUAGUGUAAGGGGCGAGUUAUAUGGGGGAACAGGAUAACAUAUUUUCUACAUGUGUAUGCACUGGCAGGAUAUGGGUGCUUGCUGGCUUCAUUGCCUUGGCCCAAUCCACUAUGCCAGUAUUUUAUUU